Molecule: messenger RNA, 2943 nt
Organism: Thyridium curvatum
Lineage: Eukaryota; Fungi; Ascomycota; Sordariomycetes; Thyridiales; Thyridiaceae
Exons: 3
Coding region: 1-2943 (980 amino acids)
Biological process (GO): positive regulation of transcription by RNA polymerase I; positive regulation of rRNA processing
Cellular component (GO): nucleolus
Molecular function (GO): RNA binding; protein binding
Source: RefSeq, a predicted model, not a curated record
AUGCCUUCAUCCCACUCUCUAAGUUCCGAGCUCGACAGCCUGAAGAAGCGGAAAAGAGAAAAGCAUGACCAGGCGAGCAUUUCCAAACCCAAGCGACCUCGUGCCCAGACGAAACCGAGCAGGGUAAACGGCACGCAAAAUGACGUCUCUCACGACCUACAGACAGAGACUGAGAGCCAAUCUCUAACCAUAACCCCCUCCAAGCCCAAGAGAGCCAGGCAACAGAAACAGAAACAAGGCGGUGUACUUGAAAGGACCCAUGCUGUGCCGUGGAAGGUCUCCGAACCCAUGGGCGGUCGCAUGGCUGAUGUUGACCCUAUCUUUACUCCCGACGAGCGACAUCUCAUUAUCGUAUACAAUACUUCGAUACAAGUGUACAGCACCAAUGACUCUCUUCUUGUUCGCCGCAUUCCAAUUCCAAUUGUGUCAAAGAACCAUGAUGGCAACCCACAGCGUUGCAUCAUUGCUGCCGUCCUUUCGCAAAGCUCGUCCGAUAUACUCUGGGUUGGCUGUUCUGAUGGCUGUAUCUGGCGAGUCGACUGGACGACGGGUGCGCUAGAUACCUGCUUCGAGACACUCGCCAACGGGCUCCUCGAUCUUACAGUUCAAUCUGUCAAGAUUGGCAAGAAGGUGGAAGAGGUUCUGUUCACCUCGGAGCGACUGAACGCAAAGACUUCACAGCUUGUUGCAUAUCAUAGUCACGACCUGUCUGAGAUGGACAGCCGGCCUUUGCACACCACUAGUGCCGACAUGCACAUCCUGCAAUCUGCUCCUGGGCUUGGCAAUAAUGACGGCGUUCUCAUCGCAGCCAUGGGGCGAACUGCUCUCAUCGGGACUCUCGCUACUCGGGAGAUUGCUAGGUUUCAGGACCUGGAAUACAAUUUCUAUUCCUUGGAACUAGACGAUGAGAUUUGCUCUCUAGACACGAGGCACUCUGCUCGCAGGUCGUCAUCGAAACGGGGCAAAGGCGUAGAUCCAAGUGUCGGUGUCCUUGACCUUCUCGUCGGCUGCGCUCGAGGCUCCAUUCAGAUAUUCGAUGACCUUGUAGCCCGGCUCCAAGGUCUGCUCGGUGGCAGUUCCAAAAAGGCCAGCCCUCAGCCACGGAAGCAUCACUGGCAUCGCCGAGCUGUCCACAGUGCUAAAUGGUCGCGAGAUGGCCAUUACUUUGUAUCUGGCGGGCUUGAAUGCGUUCUUGUCUUGUGGCAAGCUGACACCAGCAAACGCGAAUAUCUGCCUCAUCUCUCUGCUGCGAUUGACAAUAUUGUUGUAUCACCCACUGGCUCUUCCUACGCUAUUCACCUUGAUGACAAUUCGACCAUGGUUAUCUCGACCGCCGAGAUGAAACCUACGAGCUAUGUUUCCGGCCUUCAGUCUCUGGUAUUUACCGAAAUGCCACCGAAAGGCUCGUCAGUUCGGCGGGUUUGGCAAACGAUCGAAGAUCUGUCAAGGCCACUACCAGCCGUGAUUGACCCUGCCGACCCUUCCCGGAUGUUGCUAUGUGUGGGCAAUGGACAACAAGCUAGCCUCACUGGACGCUUCCCGAGCGUACCUCUGAUUCAGACCUUUGAUCUGACCUCCUUUCAGAGCAUUGCGAAACAACCACUCAGCAGAACCAACCCUACCGAUGCCAACCUUGGGAGCAGGGGGUAUCCGGUCACAGAACCUACAGUCGCGCAUUUGGCUCUCUCGCGCAAUGCGACCUGGCUGGCUUCGGUCGACGAGUGGCAGCCACCCCGUAGGGAUCUCAGCAAUGCGGCUGAAGAUGGCGCGUUUGCUGGAGAAUGGAGUCGGGACAGACGCGAGAUACACCUGAAGUUUUGGCGGGCCAAUGCUGAGCAGAACACUUUUGAGCUGGUCACCAGAGUCAACGAAGCUCAUUUCACCAAUAGGGCUGAGCCGAUCUUUGAUCUGGCUGCUGACCCGAACUCGGCCCGCUUCGCAACGGUUGGAGAUGAUGGUGUUGCCAGACUGUGGGCUCCAAAAGUCAGACAACGUGACGGUCUCACUUCCGCUGGCUCGGAUGGCCAGCCUCUCAGCUCAUGGUCUUGUACUCGAGCUAUCACCCUCGGAGAGAAUGGCGGCCCACAGGACGACACAGUCUUGUCUGAAUCACCUAGUAUCAACAGGAGUGGCGCAUUGGUGUUUUCCGAAGACAGCUCAACGCUCUUUGUAGCUUUUGGGGGCCAUGGCGAGGGUGUGGUCUACAUCAUCGAUAUCGAGUCGGGAGAGAUUCGGGAUGUCCUGCACGGCAUGAUCAAUGGCGAUGUUCGCAGUAUCCACGUGCUCUCCUCAUGCGUUAUCGUCGUCUCCAAGGACCUCAAGGUCUACGAUAUAGUCACCGACGAGCUCCGGUACGGGAUCCAUCUCAAGAGUGAAUCACACGGCGCCCUUCUCCAAACGCAUGUCGCUGUGGAUCCGCAAUCCCAGACAUUUGCGCUUGCCGUACCGCAUUUCCGGGGCAAGAAUCGCAAGAUCGAAAAGGGCGUGUGCUCGGAUUUGGCGGUCUUUUCCCUCGACGACAGCCAGCCAUUGCUCAUGGAGGACUUUCCCUCGCUGAUCACGAAUCUCCUUCCCGCUGUGAGUAUGCCGGGCUUCAUCGCCAUUGACUCGGCUGCCCAGGUAUGGUCUGUGAUGGAGGGAACUCAAACAACAUGGCUUGCCCAACCAUUAGCCGACCUGCACCUUGAUAUGGAGGACGUUGAUGGAAACGCGACGAAUGGAGUGGUUCUACUUGAAGGGGACGCCGGUGACGAGAGUGACGCUGAACAGGAUGACGAGGACCGUAUGGAGCUCGACACCGACGAGGUCCAUCAGGCCGUGAUUGCACCACAGAAGCUCACAGACAUCUUCGAUGCUGCGCCGGCCUUUGCCAUGCCCCCCAUCGAGGAUAUAUUCUACCAGGUGACAGGGCUCCUGUCCACGAAAUCUGUGCCUGCGGCAUGA